Molecule: messenger RNA, 1182 nt
Organism: Branchiostoma belcheri (Belcher's lancelet)
Lineage: Eukaryota; Metazoa; Chordata; Leptocardii; Amphioxiformes; Branchiostomatidae
Product: proto-oncogene tyrosine-protein kinase ROS-like
Exons: 8
Coding region: 1-1182 (393 amino acids)
Biological process (GO): axon guidance
Cellular component (GO): neuron projection
Molecular function (GO): transmembrane-ephrin receptor activity; protein binding
Source: RefSeq, a predicted model, not a curated record
AUGUCCAAGAACCAAGAAGAUGAAAUAGAGUGGCCUGCCUCUGAGUCUAACCCUCCAGCACACCCAUACCUGUCCUCACUAGUGUCUUGUAAGGUUGGAUGUGAUUCGUGGACAAACACAUCAAUAGCAGAAUGCUCAAGAACAUGUAAUGAAAGUUUUACAGCCAACUCCACAGUGAAAGUAGCACCAUGUUCUACAGGCUGCACAUUCGCACAAGACGUCUAUGUUGAGAGAAUAAAAGCUGGCCUGAACCCCCCCUCCCCACCCUACCUCCCCAGUAGUGACCUGGUAUCCAAUGACUCGGUAGUGCUACAGUGGACAGCAGCUAACAGCAGUCUGGUUACUUACCUGGUACAGUGGAGAUUCGACCAGGGCAACUCUGACUGGAGGUUCUACCAGUCAGCACAGCCCCUCCAGGAGCCCAACAUUACAGUGUCGGGCCUCCAUGCCUACACAACCUACAGGUUCAGAGUUCUGUGGCUCCUCACACCUGAUGAAUUCAUCCCAUCUCUGCAGAGCCAAGCCAUACAGACCCUGCCUUUUGGAGCCCCCUCGAGUCCACCAAUCAUCACCCAGAUCACCAGCCCCACCAAGCGCUCCGUUUACGUCGCCUGGAACCCCCCACAAUUCCCAAACCGCCCUCUCGUGGCCUACAACCUCAUCCUGACCAACCUGGACCAGAACUCGGCCCUUCCCGUCUACAAGGACUUGCCUGCGACGCAGCGUUACUACCAGUUUUCUCGCAACGUGCGACCGAACACGACGUACAGCGUAGAAGUGCGGGCACAGAAUAGUGAAGGGAUGGGGCCGGCCGCUGUGGCGAAUGUUACAACACUGGCUACAAACCCUGAGUCUGACUCUGUGUACCCAGUUCUCCUGAUGGGAACAAACCACCACAUCCUGAGGGUGGAUCUGGACGGGGGAGACGACUACUUCGAUGAAACCGAGGAUGACAAACUGUUCGAGUCUGCCAACGACAGCGUCAGCAUUAUAGGUGUUGCGUCCCACGUGAGAAGACAGCAGGUGUACUACAGCGACACGGCAGGUACCAUCGGCCGCGUUUCCAUGGUGAACUCCAGCGACACGGCCGUCAUUCUGACAGGUGUCAAUCAUCUGUCCUACCUGUCUGUGGACUGGCUACACGACAGGCUGUACUACGUCUCAGGUAAGGUUUAUGAAUAG